Molecule: messenger RNA, 6812 nt
Organism: Megachile rotundata (alfalfa leafcutting bee)
Lineage: Eukaryota; Metazoa; Arthropoda; Insecta; Hymenoptera; Megachilidae
Gene: Tomosyn
Product: syntaxin-binding protein tomosyn
Biological process (GO): exocytosis; Golgi to plasma membrane transport
Cellular component (GO): plasma membrane; cytoplasm; SNARE complex
Molecular function (GO): myosin II binding; GTPase activator activity; syntaxin binding
Source: RefSeq, a predicted model, not a curated record
UUGCGCAUAGAGUAAGUUCGUGGUCGUGCAAGAGUCCACAUGAGCUUGUUUCCAGUUAUUGAUCCUGAUACGAUUAAACAACACUGCAUUGCUGUCAACUACGAAAACAAUUCUGAUCACGCAGCGUUUGUAAAAACGCGUCGAUAAGCGGUCACGGUAACGUGUGUAUCUAUAUUUAUCCAAAAUACUGCGAUAUCGAAAUGUGCUGUGCCCCUUCGACGUCAUCGUUGUUCUGUCAAAAUGUAGAAGAGCUCUUGCAAGACUCGAAAUAUCGAUGAGUGAUAUUUGCCAUUGAUACGCGAAGAUAUGUCAUUGAUGGUUCUCCGCGGAAGAAGAAACUCAUAGAUGAAACCUGUUACAAAUUCUUGUCAUUGAGAAAUUUGUAAUUACAUUGUUUUAUCGAAUUCUUUCCAAAUUUUGUAAUCUGAUUUGAAACUUCUGGAAGACUAGAAUUUUGUGUUGUUGCUGCACAUGUGAUCCUCUAGGUGUUAUCUUCGGUCCGUAAUGAAGAAGUUUACAAUUAAAGGUGUACUCGACGGGUUUCGGUCGUCGGUACCUCAACCCGUCAAACCUGACCAAGAAAUCGUCGAAAAUUUACGGCCGGAACACUUUCAAGUAAAAAAGACAUUUCGACAUGGUUUCCCACAUCAGCCGACAGCGGUAGCGUUCGAUCCAGUUCAAAGGCUUCUUGCUAUUGGCACUAAAUCGGGAUCCCUUAGGAUUCUGGGUCGACCAGGCGUUGACGCACACGUGAAACACGAGGGAUGCACGGCGGUGAUGCAAUUACAGUUUCUAAUUAAUGAAGGAGCACUGGUUUCUGCUACUGCGGACGACACCUUACAUCUAUGGAAUUUUCGACAAAAAAUACCACAAGUUGUGCAGAGCAUUAAAUUCCAAAGAGAAAGAAUAACGUGCAUUCAUCUACCACUGCAAAGUAAAUGGCUAUACGUUGGUACCGAACGAGGAAACAUUCAUAUACUCCAUAUCGAGACAUUCGUACUUUCUGGAUAUGUAAUUAAUUGGAACAAGGCUAUCGAAAUAUCUAGAAAGACCCAUCCUGGUGCUGUAGUACACUUGAGUGAUAAUCCUUUAGAUUUGAGCAAGAUGCUCAUAGGAUAUGAAUCGGGCCAGAUAGUGUUUUGGGAUUUAAAAACGAAGAACGCAGAUUACAGGUGCCAAUGUGACGUACCAUUGAGAUCAAUAUCGUGGCAUCACGAAGGCAAACAGUUUAUGUGCAGUCACACCGAUGGUUCCUUGUCAACAUGGACGGUGCGUCAAUUAAAACCAACAAAUGUUACGCAUCCUCACGCGAAAACAACUAAGGAUGGCGAACCAGAACCUUGCAAACCGAUUCAGAAGGUCGAAUGGAAGCUUUCUAGAUCGGGGGAAGCGUACGUAAUAUUUUCUGGUGGUUUAGCAUAUGACACAACUGGUCGAACUCCAAGCAUAACAGUGAUACACGGAAAAACCACCACUGUAUUAGAAAUGGAGCAUAAUGUGAUAGACUUCAUAACACUGUGUGAAAGUCCCUGGUCAAGUGAUUAUCAGGAUCCGUACGCUGUCGUGGUCCUCGUACAAAACGAUUUGGUUGUGAUAGAUUUAUUAACCCCCGGCUUUCCAUGCUUCGAAAAUCCAUAUCCAAUGGACAUACACGAGUCACCUGUGACGUGCUGUGCAUAUUUCGCUGAUUGUCCUUCGGAUUUAGUACCUGCCUUUUAUUCAGUUGGUUCCAAGUCUCAGAAGAAGACUGGAUUUAGUGAAAGGGAUUGGCCAAUAUCCGGCGGAGAAUGGAGUUCGAACUCCAGUAGUUACAAUGAAAUUAUUUUGACCGGACACGCUGAUGGCAGUAUAAAAUUUUGGGACGCAUCAGCAGGGACCUUGCAAGUCCUCUAUAAAUUAAAAACGGCGAAGCUUUUCGAAAAAGGUAAAACACGUAGUAUAGAUUCGGAAGAAGACCCUUUGGCGAUACAACUCAUCUUCCUGUGCCCCGAAAGUCGGAAGUUGGCAAUCGCGGGAAGUGGAAGACACGUCGUUCUAUUUAAGUUCAAAAAAGUUGAAAGUAUGUCCGAAGUAGUGACUUUGGAGGUGUCACUAACGGCAGAUCCAGCAAAAGAAGUGGAAAGUUCCUCAGAUCAUGAUUCACCAGCUGGCAAUACGGUUGGAAAUAACGAGCCAAAAAAUAACGAGUCGAGCCAAUCGCUUAAAGUUAAGACUGGUUUACAGAAGAGGGCUGCAGGUUUCCAAGCAACGUUGAUUUGCUUAACGACGGGUGGUGCCGGAGAACAACCUGAGAACAUAACAGCUUUGAGUUUGAAUUCUUCCUAUGGUUUAAUGGCUUACGGGAACGAGUCCGGUCUAGUUAUAGUAGAUAUCGUGCAGAAGAUUUCUUUGAUGGUGUUGAACACUGCAGACAUCGGCGGCAAUAUGGACCCGUGCCAACGCGUACUACGCAGUCCUAAACGACAGGAUGAAUUAAAACGAGAAUACGAGGAUAAAGCGAGGAGUCCUAGUACAGACCAGACUCAUCGAGACUCUACCGUGGAAUCUGAAGGCUUGUUAGCAAUGGUAGCGGACACUGCUCCACAUUCUCAGGCACAACAAUGUUCACUUCGAGGCGAGCAGCAAACCGGAAACAAUAACGAGAAAGGAAGCACAGAGGAAUCUGUGAAUGAAGUGAAUAAAGGCACAACGAACGAGGAGGAGUACGCGAAGAAUCACGGAUGGAAAGGAUUCAGCCUGAAAAGGCAGCUGAGCAAAGUUGAUUUGAAAAUAAAAAGUACUUUCACGCCAACUUUGGUCACGUCUCAGGAUGGGGUACUUGUAGGCAGCGAUUGUAGUGGUCAGAAAUCUUCCGUUUUUUACUGUAAUCUUAACGAAACCGCGAGUUCGUUAUCCCCGGUCGAGUCCGACCCCUCAUUAACAUCAGAAGACUCGAGCUAUGACCAUGAGAGCCCGAAUAACCAAGAAGCGAAGAGUCCGAUGAUCGAAGGAGACAAUACGAAACUACCUAAAUUCCAAAACGACAAAAUCCACCAAAAAGCAGAACUCGUACGCCCUGGUAAUCUAAUGUUAGCCGAGCACGAAUUGAAACCUCCGAGAUUGAAGAAAAUCGUGAAGAUGAAGCAAGCGAAAAGAGAGGGUCGCUUGUUGUCGGUGCCAAAUUUAAAGUUUCCAAAAAACGACCCGACGAUAUGUGACCUAAGGUGCGAGGAAAACGUCACCCCCGAAUCCUUCACCUGCAAUCUAAUAAGACGAUUCAGUCGGGUAGACAAAUACGACAGUUCGUUUCAACGGUCAAGGAGCUCCAGUAUGUCGUCGCUCGAGAACAUCACCACGGAAACCAUAAGCUGCCUUAUCUUCGCAGAUUCGUACACGAAAAAAAGUGAUACCGUUCCUGUGCCAACAUUGUGGAUCGGCACGUCACUGGGAUCUAUACAAACGGUGAUAUUUAAUACGCCAGCUCGAGGAGAACGACAUGCUCAUCCAGUUGUUGUUUCAACGUGCAAUGGAUCUACUUUCAAGCUGAAAGGAAGUAUCUUGUCCAUAUCCUUCCUGGAUUGUAACGGUGCUCUAAUUCCGUACUCGUACGAGUCCUGGAGAGAUGACAGUGCAGAAAGCAAGGAGCGCAACAAAAGCCAGGGUAAAUGUACAAACAGCCGUAUGUCGCCGUCGAUGAACGCACAAGUAAUUACAGGGGACGGUUUCGAGGAUCGUCAAUUCGGUGUAUUAGUAUCUGAAAAACAAGCAAGAGUUGUUGCUCUUCCAUCGCAAAAUUGUAUGUACAGACAACAACUGACUGAGACCCAUAUUGUGAUCAAAGCAGAAAUUACGACUUUGAAAGAUAAUGUUUGUCUGGUGUGCUACAUUUCUAAUGGACAUAUAGCAACGUACAGUUUACCAAGUUUGAGGUCGCUAAUAGACGUCGAUUUCCUACCUCUGAUAGAUUUGAGUUUUCAGACUACAAAACAUGGCAUUGUAGACCCCAUGUUGUCCAUAUGGGGUCAUCAACUCUUUGUUAAUGGCGAUACCGAGCAAAUUGCAAAGACACUUUGCUUCAGUAAUAGGGGCCACGGUCUUUAUCUCUCCUCUCCCACGGAAAUUCAAAAGUUUUCUGUGUCCAGUGAAUUCUGCGGAGAAUUAACUGAAAUGAUGGGAGAUCUAUUUAUUGGUCACGACAUGCCUGAACCACCGAAAGAAAGUUUCUUUAAAGGACUGUUUGGCGGUGGAUCGCGAAGUCUCGACCGAGAAGAACUAUUCGGCGAAUCGAGUGGUCGAGCGUCUCGUACAGUAGCGAAACAUAUACCAGGACCGAAUUCUGGAGCGGAAGGUCUUCGCGAACGCGUGACAACAGCCACAGGAGAAGUGAAUUUGGCCCAUCAGAUGGUCAUGGAGCGAGGCGAGAAGCUUUCUCAAUUGGAAGAACGAACGGCGCGUAUGAUGUCCGAAGCAGAAAGCUUCUCGCAAUCCGCUCAUGGAUUAAUGCUCAAGUACAAAGACAAGAAAUGGUAUCAGCUAUGAGAACAUCCUUGGAAAUCUAUCCAAAUCUACUGUAAUUUAGCGUUCACAUUUCACCCGUGAGUUCUAUCGUACUAACCGAAACCGGCGGAGAGUAAAACUAUAUCGCGAACUUUACACGCACACACAGGAAACAUGUUACACGAAAUAAAAAAAAAAUUAAAAAUAAAAAAGGAAAGAGUGAGAGCUAUGUUUGUUUGUGUAUGUAUGCGUUUUUGAAUAAAAGUAGGGGAGAGAAACUUUUACAAGCAGGUAAUACACACGCACAUCUUUGAACAAAAUGAAAAAAAAAUGGCAGAAAAACUUGUAGGCAAAAUUCGUAAAGUAUACACGUAUAUAAACACGAGUAAGAUUAAGUACGCGCGAUUUCUCAAACUGUAAUAACUUCUAUUAUAAACGGAUAACAGAAAAAAAACGACAAAUGCUGCAAUUGAAGUUCAAUGAAUUAUGUUAGCGGACAUAGUUGUGUAAGAUUUUAAGAAAGCAAAAGUUCUUAGGCAACGAUAGGAUCAUUCAAUUACAGUAUGAGUCAAUAUAUAAAAUUAUAUGUAAACAAUUUGCCUUUUUAUCGACGUUGCUCGUUAAUCCAUUCGGAAACGGUACAAUGUUUUGUCGUUGGAAAGCAGCAGGGAUGUUGUUCCGAAUGUAUUGACAAUAAAUGAGACGAUAGCACACCGAAUAAACGUCGAAUACACAGUAUAAUAUAUAAUUUAUCCACGAUAAGGGAGUUGUCGAGAUCUUUAUUAUCCCGUCGUCGAUGAACUGUAUAUUCGUUGUUAUUAACUGUAGUUAACGCUAGACAAUGCUAUGUAUAUAAAGGAACAAAUGCAGUAGGAAAUAUUAUACGUUGACAAAGAGCUGUUUGUAUAAUAUAACCUGUUGUAAGUUACGCUACUUCAGCGUGGACGAUGAAUUCGAUUGAAUUUAUGGUAUAUACUGUAAUUUUACCAAUUAUACGUAAAUUAGAUUAUAUAUGUAUAUAUAAAUUCAGUCGAAUUUAUCGUCACUCUGAAUCAUCGUACUGCUUCCAUAGCAAUAACUGUAUAGUUGAUGUUAAUGGUACUAAUUCACUUGAAUUAAACACUAUAUUAAUGAAAUGUCCUGCAGAGAUUUAGAUUGCAGAUCUCUUCGAGUUGAGUCAGAACAUCUCGAAUUAUAAGUUUCCUUGGACAAUAUAACGUAAAUAAUAUUUUAACCACCGUCACACCCCUUUUGUCCCGAGAUAAUAUAUUGUAUUAGAGGAACAAAAGAGAAAAGAAGUUCGAACUGUGGAUUUACGUUAUCGGUACACGUUUUUCGUGACAACUUUUAAUCGUUUUGGAUCGGGAAACCUCUUGAGAGAAAGAAAACACGAUGUAAAUGAUUUUAAGGUGAAACGGAGAAGCGUGUUACUAUUCAAUAAGAAAAAAAGGAGUAUAUAUAUAUACACAGUAUACAUAAUGUACAUAUAUGUGUAUCUUAUGUAUCUAUAUACAUUUAUAUGUAUGUACACAUAUAUGGACAAUAUAAUAAUAUUAUAGAAAUGUUCUUCGAACGAACAAGUUGUUUACCGCUCUAACAAUAGAAUAGUAGUUAAAUGUACGAUAGUUGCAGAGACAAAGAAACUAUGCAGAAAGAUACAUUAUUAUCUAAGUGUUUGAUAAUAUAACAUAUUCUAACACUUGUUGUAUAAAAAAGUACCUUUUAGGUGAUUCUAAAUUGUUUAUCAUAUCAUGGGUUGAGAUGUGUUUGAAAGUAAUUGAUUGUAAGAAACAAAAGAAAGGUAUCCGUUCUGUUCUGCUUCCCACGAAAGAAAAAAUAUACAAAUCAGAAGUUGUACUUUCAAUCGAAUUAUUUUCAUACACUGUACAAAUUUAUCAGAUGGUUAAUUGUUUCCAGUGAUCAAUUAUCGAGGUACAAAAGAAGAAGUUGUUGUCGCUUAUUUUGAGAAAAGGAGCUCUGCCGUAUGAGAAUGUCUGCUGUAAUUCAUUUUAUAAUCUCAUCCAUCGUUACGAUUAUUCGAAAAGUUGAAAAAAAAAGUAACAAACAGUUUUGCUGUCUCCUCCGUUGUCGAGUAUUAUUCAUUGUCUAUUCUGUCUAAUGCUAUUUUGACGCUGUGGCCUGAAUCUGUAAAUCUACUAUUGUACAUGAAAUUUUGUCCUUAGAUGCAGCGAAUCUAAUCUAAUACUCUCGAUUUAUACUAUUACUAAUCUAGUACAAUUCUUAUUUUUCAAGAGAUCUAAUACCACGUUAUUGUAAAACUACUGCCUCGAGGACAGAUGUAUCUUGGCUCCGAUUAAUAAAUGAGUUUCAACCAA